UGCUCACAACGUAGGCUCGUCGACGCUACUACGACUCGCUCCAGAACUCGCUCCAGAGUUCAUGGCAACUGCUUCGCGAGCGGGUCUGAAAGUGACUACAAAGUGCUCGAACCUGCAAAAGGCGAUCGAAAACGAACGGAGACAGAUGCGCUUCGCGACAUAUUCGGCCCAGGAUCACCCACGCUUCGAGAGGUACUUAAACUACACGGAGCUGAAGGACGCCGUCCAAGAGUACGCCAAGGAGUACGACCACGUGACGUACGCGACCAUUGGCCAAUCCUACGAAGGCAGGGACCUCAUUGCUGUCCACAUCAAGGCCAAAGCGAAUUUGCCCAUAGUUUUCAUGCAGUGCGGAAUCCACGCAAGGGAGUGGAUAUCACACGCCACCUGCCUGUACAUCAUUGAUCAGCUGGCGACACGCUACGAGAAGGACGAAGAAAUACGCCGUCUGGUGUCCGCGUACGAGUGGCGUAUCCACCCGGUGGUCAACCCUGAUGGCUACGACUACACACACACCAAGGACCGGUACUGGAGGAAAACCCGCUCCAAGAGCAGCGCCUCGGAGGAGUGUCUGGGAGCCGACGCAAACCGAAACUUCGACACCCGCGAAUUCUGUCACACGUUUAAUGGCUCGUUGUCCUCCCCCGACCCCUGCUUGCUCACCUACUGCGGCGACCGUGCCUUCUCUGAGGUCGAGACCCGUGCCAUUAGGGACGCCGUGAUGGCGACCCGGAACCGCACCGAGUUCUUCUUCGACCUGCACAGCUACGGCACCAUGUGGAUGUUCCCCUACGGUUACACCGACGCCCCAGUUCCCGAAUACGACCAGCUGCUCAAGAUUUCGCGAAGAGCCGCAGAAGCCAUCGAGAAAGUCAAGGGUUCUGUCUACAGGGUUGGAGCGAUGUACCAGACGAUAUAUCCGCUGUCCGGGUGCAGCUCUGACUGGGCAUACGACAAGGCCGGCGUGAAGAAGUCUUUCGCCAUCGAACUGCAGCCUAGGCAGGCUAUAUUUGACGCCGACUUCGGAUUCCUGCACCCGAGCAAAGACAUCGUCUCUACCGCCACCGAGGCGUGGGAGGGCGUCAAGGCGGCAGUCUCCACCUAGAGCCGUCGGCCCCAAUGUUGUCACAUCUGUGAAUUUUGUAUCGACACCUGCAAAAUUUUACCGAA
Molecule: messenger RNA, 1170 nt
Organism: Dermacentor albipictus
Lineage: Eukaryota; Metazoa; Arthropoda; Arachnida; Ixodida; Ixodidae
Product: zinc carboxypeptidase-like
Biological process (GO): proteolysis
Molecular function (GO): zinc ion binding; metallocarboxypeptidase activity
Source: RefSeq, a predicted model, not a curated record